UCGUUCCGGCGCGCCGCUGCACGAGAGGCUCUUUUACGUGCUGUGAUCAUUCUUUAUUUGGCGUACACAGAAUUUACAACACACAUUUUCGGCUCGACUGACACUGAGUGAGUGACAGCCUAGCAUCUUUCUGAAAAUGAAAAUGGCGAUGUUAGGUGACCUGUACGUCGAUGCGACCACCGUGUUGGUUGCAUUGACUACUCUGGCUGCCUUUGCUCUGUACAAGAGCUCGAAGCGACCGGCUAACUUCCCUCCAGGACCGUUUGCUCUGCCUCUGCUCGGGAAUGUUACAUCAUUUUUGUCCAAAACUGCGUUGGAGGUCAUGUGCGAUCUGCACAAGCAGUACGGCGGUGUCUUCUCACUGAGGUUUGGUGCUUUCAACUUGAUUGUACUGAACAACAUUCAGGUCGUCCGAGAAGCGCUGGUGACGAAAGCCGUGGAGUUUGCGGGUCGACCGACGACAUACUCCGCUGAAAUCAUCACCGAAGGAUACAAAGAUAUUGCCUUAUCGAACUACGGCCCGCAGUGGAGAUACCAGCGCAAGCUUGGCCACACUGCAAUUAGGCAUUUUGCGCAGAAAGAACAACUGCAGAAGCUCGUCUUCAGCGUCACUCCGCAAAUUGCCAAAGUUCUGGAUGAUCUUGGGGACAAACCGUUUGCACCCAAGUACACCAUCGGCCAGAUCGUGUAUAAUAUCCUGGCAAGCUUGUGCUUCAACAAACAAUACGAGUUCAACCAGCCUGAACUGUUGCAGUGGAUUCAGUUGAAUGUUGAUGCACAGAAAGCCUUCGGCAAUGGUCUGAUCGGUGACUUCUUUCCUGCCUUAAGUUUCAUUCCAACUCCGAGUGAAAGGAAGGUUCGGAAGAUUCUUGCAGAGAUGUUAGGGUUCUUCAGAAAGAAGAUAAAGAUACAUAGGGACCAGUUUGACCCAGAAAACGUGCGUGACUUCGUUGACUCGUUGCUGUUGACCCAGAAGCAGGCAAUAGAAGCUGGGGAGGAGGAAGCCGAACACAUCACCGAUACUCACAUUUGUCAGACAGUCUUUGACAUUUUCGGAGCUGGAACCGAUACUACCACUGUCACUCUUCACUGGGCGGUGGGUCUCUUGGCCGAGAAUCCGGAGGUCCAGGAGAAGGUUGCCAAGGAGAUUGAUGAUGUCCUGGGUCGUGAUACGCUCCCCUCGUUGGACGACCGCGGCUUGUUGCCUUACACCGAGGCCACCAUCCUGGAGGUUCACCGCUAUGGAUCAGUUGCGCCUUUAGGCGUCCCCCAUAAUGUCACUACCGACACCACAGUGGCUGGGUACGAUAUCCCCAAAGGCACCAUGGUGAUGAUUAACUAUCUGGCUCUGCACAAUGACCCAACACAGUGGUCCGAACCGGAGAAGUUUAAGCCGGAGCACUUUUUGGACGACAACGGUCAACUUAUCAAAAAGCUCCCAGAGAGCUUUCUCCCAUUCAGCACCGGACGUCGCGUCUGCCUCGGCGAAGACUUUGUCAAGAAGGAAAUCUUCUUGCUCUUCACUUGGCUGUUUGGCCGGUACUCCUUCUACAAGGUACCGGGCAAGGAGUCGGAGUCUCUCUUGACUCUCAACAAGGUGGCGACCUUGACUCACCAGCCUUUGGACGAAAUGGAGAUAUGUGUCAAGAAGCGUUAUUAGGCUUGUCAAGAGGUACUGACAUUUUCAGAACCAUAACAUUGUUUUUGCAGAUGUUUUUAAAAAACACUGCAAUAUCUGGUUCCUCUAUUUCUGGUUCCAAGAUCAUAGUUAAAAUUUGUUAAUGAUGCUUAGCACCAGAGCUCACAGCAAGAGAAUAUAUAAUAAUGAUAAUAAUAUGCGGUGUUUAUAUAGUGCUUUAUCCUAAUGUUUCAAAGUGCUUCAUCAUUAUUACCCUGCUCAAUGGGCCAAUGAAACAUUCUAAAUACCAUCACAGCUCCCUUGGGAGUAUACAGCUGGAUGCUGCCAUUUCGGCGCAAAGCAGCUGAAAUCAACCACAAUAACCAUCUCUGCCCUCACAGGUACCCAUUUACUCCUGGGUGGAGAGAAGCAAUGAGCGACAAAGUCCCUUACCCAAGGGCACUCGCACCAUAGCCGCACGCUGGACUCGAACCCACAACCUGCAGAAUAACCCACAGACCAAGAAUUCAAUGCUCCCGACGCUUACAAAUGAAAUUUCGCCUGUCAAUCAAUAGUGAGAUUCCAAGUCAGUCAUAAGUCAAAUCAAGUUAAAUUACAGGUCAUUAUACCCCGCAUUUCAUCUGUAAAAGUAGCUCCUUCAAAGAUUGAAAUUGAAAAAGAAAUACCACCCCCCCCCCAACAAAAAGGUGAAAUAAUCUUUUUAAUUUCAACAGAAAUAAAUUAAAGCGGAAAAUCUUUGCAUCAGUUUGUGGUAUAAAUAGCAUUUCAAACAUGUGAGGAACACAAAAGUAGUUGUUGCAAAAUUAACGUAAAAAAAACCGAAUACAGUUAGACUUAUUUUCUAAAAGGUUAUGCGCAAUUUAGAUAUAGAUUUAAUUGUAGUUUUUAGUGGGUUUUUUUUUUCUCAAUUGUGUGUGUGUGUAGAUUUGUGUGAUUUUGAUGGUGUAUAUAAUUAAACGAUCAUAACCAAUUAGACAAUUUAUGCAUAUUUUUCCUCGCAAUCUCAAUCUAUAAUCAAUAUGUAGGCAAUUGCAAUUAUACCUAGUGAUUGUGUUCAUAGCAACUUAAAAUAACAACUUAGAACUACAAAAAUACUUCUUUGAAACAACUGAAGCAGUUUUGUUGAAUGACCAAAUAUAAAGGGCUUAUAUACCAUUUCUAUAAAACGGAGAAUAUAAUACUUCAUUAUUCCUGAUCUAUAUUUACUAUCUUAUAAGGGCUUAUAAACGAUUUCUAUAUUUCCGGAGAAUAUAAUACUUCAUCAUUCCUGAUCUAUCUUUACUAUUUUAUAAGGGCUUAUAUACGAUUUCUAUAAAACGGAUAAUAUAAUACUUCAUUAUUCCUGAGCUAUAUUUACUAUUUUAUAUACAAAUUCUGAAUGAUGUAAAUUAUGAAUGUACAUUUCAUUUGCGUAGCAGGGUUUAUAUUGAUACACAUAUACGAAUCUAUUUUUAUAAUUACUCUUUACAAGUAAAUCGGCUACAAUUUAAACAAAAGUAGUAAUUUUCCUUCUAUUUUGUGAUAAAAAAAGUAGGCUGUCAAACUUAUGAAUGCAUGAUUUGUAAUUGUGGAAAAAACAGCUUUCGCUUCAACACAAUCCUAUACCUUUCCCAAAAGGUCAUCAAUAAUUGGCUUUAAUUACAAAAAAGUAAAUGGUUGUCAGUUUUGUAGUCCGCCAGGCGUAUUUAUAGAGUCUAGAACGAAAGCUUCAAUUUAGUUUCGCUUGUAUCAUGAUUGUGAUAUUAUAUAAUGGCACACAGCAGCACAUAAUUUUCAUGAAUGCUGCUUCAUUUACGAAAAAAGUGAACAGCUUGUUUUUUUUAUCCGGUUCGUUGGUGUGACGUCAGUUCAUUUUAAACCACGCCGGCUUGCCAUUAAGUAGCAUUGGAACCAUUGGAACCGGAAGCUAACGCAAUAUUUUGAGUGUUUAUCCAAUGGGUGCUAGUAUCAGUGGUGCGCGCGCGCGUGUAUGACGUUUAUAGUAACGAACCGGAUAGCACACACUGUUCAAAGUUAUACCAAAAGAGGGUAAGGGGAAAGGUUCGUAAAGACUUCAUAUUUUAGGAGAGUAAUAAUUUUAACAUGAAAAAUGAUGACAUUUAUGACUUGUUCUCAACUUUCACAUUCCAUUAUUAUUUGCUAUGCUUCAGUGUGUGUGUGUGUAAUGAAUAAAUAUAUAGUAUUGGUAGUGCUAAAUC
Patiria miniata (bat star) is the source of this 3837-nucleotide messenger RNA. Its product is annotated as cytochrome P450 2U1-like. The record is from RefSeq and is a predicted model, not a curated record. Gene Ontology annotation, molecular function: iron ion binding; steroid 17-alpha-monooxygenase activity; heme binding. The transcript is spliced from 9 exons. Lineage: Eukaryota; Metazoa; Echinodermata; Asteroidea; Valvatida; Asterinidae. Gene Ontology annotation, biological process: hormone biosynthetic process; progesterone metabolic process. The coding region runs from base 137 to 1660 and encodes 507 amino acids.